GCCAGGCAGGCGCUGUGCCACUGAGCUAAAUCCCCAGCCCCACAUCUUUGUAUUUUUGAGGUGUACUUUCAGAUGAAGUUUCUGUCAGUUGGCUCACAGGUCCAAGGUUAAAUGCGUAUGUAGUUGUUAGUGGAUGCCCGGGCGAAAGCGUUUUAGGUGGAGGGAAGGGCGUGCACAGGGGCCCUGCGAUGGGACGCUUGGCCCUGUGGCUGCUGUGCUGAAGAGCAGCACGGCGCCCACAUGGAGAGACGGGGCUGGCAGUGAAAGUGGGCUACUCAGGGUCCUGUGUACUAUGUCAGAGCACUGAGCUCCAGCACCGUUUUCUGUAUUCCCAGGAGAUUGUGGCACACUUGAUAGGCAAAGAACUCUCCUAUUGUGGCCUGGAAUUUCCUAUGUACCCCAUGAAUUUGGGAUCUUCCUGACUCAUCCUCCCAAAUGCUGGGAUUACAGACAUGCUCCACAUUAAUGUCUUCAGGUGUAACGCUCUGCCCCAAAAUUUGCAGCAUCAGUUUUUAAAUUGCUCUCUGCCGGGCGUGGUGGUGCACACCUGUAGUCCCAGCCCUUGGGAGGCCAAGGCAGAAGGAUUGCUGUUCGUUCGAGGCCAGCCUGGGCAACACAGCAAGACCUUGUCUCAAAAUAAAAAUAAAAAUAAAAAGUAAAUUGCUCACUGCUAUGCUGGAGCUAACUGGUUAUGUGGUAAAAAGAAAAAAACACUGGGGUAGGACAUGACCCUUCUCCCAGGGGACUUAAGCAGCAGCCAGUGGUGGUGUGUUCUUCUGUCUCUUGUACUUCUUCACCACAAGGUAAGUCCAGAGCUGUGCUGUCCAGUGCUUUAGCCACCAGCCAGUGUGUCUAUUUGAAAUUCGGCUAAUCUGAAUUGAGCUGUGCUUGCUCUAAGUGUAAGAUAUAUUCUGGAUACCAAAGGCUUAGUAUGCAAAAAGAAUUAAAAUAUUUCAAUAAUUUAAAAAUAUUGAUUAUAUUCUGGAAUAGUGUUAUUUUUAAUAUACUGGGUUAAAUAAAUAUAAAAUUAAUUUCACAUUUGUACUUUUUUAAAUGUGAUUUAUAGGAAAUUUAAGAUUGCAUGUGGGGCUCAAUGACGUUUCUGUUUGUUAGCAUGGUCUGGAGAGUUACUGCAGUUUAGGCUAAACAUUACUCCCGCUGAAUCAAAUCAAGAGGUGUAUAAUCCUCAUUCCUCUGUAGUGACACUAAUUUUAAUAAAUUCGAAAUUGUCUGUAUUAAGGAUGUAUUUUGAUCACUUCCUGGAUGUUCUGUUGUAAAGAUGCUUUUGUUAAAACUACUUCCACAGCUUCUAUUUCAGGUUACUUUUUUUUUCUUUUAAAAAUCCACUUCAGAACUUUCCAUGGAAAAGAUACAUUGUGAGGACUUCUGGAUCUCUCCAGAGUUGAUGCAUAUAUUUUUUUUCUUUUGCAAUUAGAAAUAUGUGGAGUGAUACUUUGACACUUUGAGAAUAUUCUGUUCCCAGUCUUUUUUACCUAAUAGUUUAGUGCCUGUUGAAGCUAUUUUCCUAAUUAAUAGGAAAAUUGGGGGCUAUGGAAAAUGGUUUUUCUUAUGCUGUCAUUUCUUUUUUCAUAAAUAACAUUCUUCUAUACUGAACUAUUUUUUUUUUCACAUUUCUUAAAAGUGAGAAUUAGCUGUGUGGUAUGUGGAUGAGUCACUUUAUACAGUAGGUGUUUGAUUAGAAAAGUUGGAUACAAAUGAAAAUUGUAAAAUAUGGAAUCGUAGCUUACAUGUACAGUGGUUGUUCACUCUUCAAGGGAAACGUACUGUAACUUUUAAAUCUGGUUAUCACUCUUAUUAUUCUUAUAACCUGAAUUUUCACAUAUGACAGUUAUUCAGCACAUUACUGAGUGUGUAUUUUAUGAUGUGCCGGGCACUGGUGUACCCUUGCAAGAGACACAGCUGUGAUUUGUGUCGGAUGCUCUGUACACAUAGGACGUCUCACCUAAACAUGGAGUUAAGCCGGUGACCAUUGUUCUGGGAAUGCAGGCAGUUAGGAAACUGUCCUGCGAAUCUUGAUUUGGAAGGGUUACAGGCUUUUGCUAGCAAUCCCAGGCAAGGAAAUGCUCUGAAGUUCAAAAACUGUAUUAUUCUUCAUAGGACUGAAGUUAUGAUGCCCCUCUCAUCUGGCUGCUGUAGUUUGCAAUUUGCUACUCAUUGUCAAUUUGCUGCUCUCAAACUACUCUUACUGUCUUUCUAAUGUAACAUUGAAUUAUGGUUUCAAAUUCUACCCCUCAGUGUGCAGUUUUGCCUAAUUUUUGGUCCUCUGAAGACAUUUCCCAGUGUUUCUGAGGUCCAUCCCUCUGUGAAGCAUAUCUUAGAGGCACCUGUUAGUGGCUUUUCAGAACAGUAGGGAGGCUCUUAGCAGCUAAGUCCUGCUUAGCUCACUAGUUUCCUUCUGGGCUGAGGAGGAAAGAAGCAUUACUUCUUUGCUCUUCCAUGAACAUUUUCCCAGUUCAUAGCAGAGCAAGGGAUUCCUAGAAGUUUGAAGUAGUCUUGGGGCUUGGGGUAACCUCCUGUCUGGAAUUUGGGAAGACCACAUUGGUAAGAUUGCUACGUAUAGUAUCUGGAUGGGAAGAUCUUCCUGUUCCUGUUUUGACUAAGCUGUGAUAGUCUUCUCUUCUUGCUGAAUUGCGCCAGGAAUCUAGAGAUUUAAGAGAGGCCCCUGCUGCUUCUCAGCUAUAGAAUGGCAGAAAUCUGCAGCUUCUGAGAUUUCCAAGGAAGAUUGAGUGACAGUUACACUUAGCUGGAUAAAUGUUAUAUUUGAUAUCUGAAUGUUAUCCCAAAGCCUCAUGCGCUCAUAAGUGGGGCUUUGGGGAGCUGAUUGGAUCAUGGGGUGGGGAUGCUCAGUGCAUUUAUAGCUAAAUGUGAUGUUGGCUGAAGACUGGCUGGAGGAACAGCUCACUGGGGGCGCUUUCCUUGAGCUUCUGUUUCCUGAUGGCAUACUAUAAAUGCCUCUCCUCUGCCAUGCCACUGUGGCUUGGAGUGAGCUGAUUAUGGACUGAAACCUCUACAAACUGAGCCAAGACAAAGCUUUCCUCUUUUAAACUGUGGGUGUUGGGUAUUAUGGCUCAGGUGACUAAGACAAGAUAUCUCUUAAAGCCAAGGGAUUUUCCCACUAAAGAUAAGAUGUCUUUUGAUUUUUUUUAAAUUUAAGCUGCAUCUCUAGUACUUCCUUUAAAAUAGACACUUUAAAGUCUUUCAAGUGGUACAAUGUCUGUGAGUUACACAGCUGUGACCUCAGGUUCUAGAAUAUCAAAUCAGCAUUCUUUUAAAGAGGUAUUUCACUUUAGAUUGACCCUCAGUCUGGAAUCAGCCAUCUUAUUGCCAAGGAUAUAUUGGACAAGGAUACCCAGUCGUAAGAAGACUCUUCCGCUUCUCGCCAUGAAUUGGUUCGGACGUUACUUCCCUAAGCGCUCCGAGGAUGUUCCCUUACUCAGAACACACUCACCUCUGCUCUUUUCACUGAUGUCAUCUGAAGGUGGACAUUUCGUUUCCAACUUGAGGAGCCACGGACCCGCCCGCCCCGUGGUGAAGCAGCCUGUCCGUGGAGCCAGUAGCAGAACCGCAAUCACAGCGAUCAUUCAGAUCGGCGGGGAUUGGAGCACUGGCCUCUUCAGUGUCUGCAGAGAUAGGAGAAUUUGUUUUUGUGGUCUGUUUUGUCCGAUGUGUCUUGAGUGUGACAUUGCCAGGUAUUAUGGAGAAUGUCUUUGUUGGCCGUUGUUACCUGGGUCUACCUUUGCAAUGAGAAUUGGCACCAGAGAGAGAUAUAAAAUACAGGGCACCUUGUGCGAGGACUGGCUGGCGGUGCACUGCUGUUGGCCGUUUUCCGUCUGUCAGGUGGCCCGGGAGCUCAAGAUGAGAACCUCCCAACUCUAUGAAAUCUGCGCGGUUCCUUCGACUGAGGACACUUUGGUUUGACAGCAUGAUAACACCUCCUCCUCACACCCUCAUGCCCUCCUCUCAAACCCCUCUUAGUGAAAGAUUGUUUUUCUUCAUAAAGUCUCACUGCAACAGUAGGAAAAUAAACGAUCCCCCAUUA
Chinchilla lanigera (long-tailed chinchilla) is the source of this 4060-nucleotide messenger RNA. RefSeq names its product PLAC8-like 1 (gene Plac8l1). Lineage: Eukaryota; Metazoa; Chordata; Mammalia; Rodentia; Chinchillidae. The transcript has 4 exons. Bases 3232 to 3939 code for a protein of 235 amino acids. The record is from RefSeq and is a predicted model, not a curated record.